UCACAGCAGUAUUUCUAGGUUUGUAGCCACCGAUCUCAAGUAGUCCGCACUGUCCAUCUGUCCGUAGCUCAAAGCGACUUUCUUAAGGCGCCUGGUGACCUCAACAUACUUUUUCUUCUGCUUUGGUUCAGCACCUGCCAUUCGCAACGCAACCUCUGUUUGCUGGUGUGAAAUUUCCCGUGCCAGAAGGUCAUGAAAUGCAUAUAUGCCAGGAUGAUCUUUAUUCACAGCAUCUGAAAAGGCGCGAUGCCACGCUUCGAGGCGGUUGGUAGUGCGAUGAACAUCGUUUUCCAGUCUGUCCCAACAGCUCCAGAAUUCCACUGGAAACAAAGGUUUGGUGGCGAUGCAUUUGUUCGCUGGAAUUGAAAAUGCGCUCCGCCAGAACGCGUUGAACAUCCCUGACCGGAACAAAUGCAAGCGCAAACAGCAUGCGACAGGACAGGCUAAAUUCAGGUUCAUAGUUGGACCGUGUACCCGACUCGAACAAAAGAAAUAUUGGCGGCAUUCAAGGUUUCUCACUCACGUUGCUGCUACCCCGGCGGCUUCCCACACGAUUUGGAGUUUUGGACCGUUUAUUUCUUAUUUAUUUACGUAUCAUGAGACAUGAGUAGAAUUUUAUACCGUCUAUUUAUUCUUAUUAAUUUCUUAGUAUCUGCAAUAACAAACCGUUACAUACGCGUUUUAACCGGCUUUGAAGAUAUGCCUCCUUGAAGUCUUCCGUUUUUAUUACAUUUAAUAUGAAUUAUUAUCGGAAAUUUUAUGGAUAUUCUUGUUCACUUUACAAUUAGUCUUUGUUAACUGUGAACGUCAGACUUCUACGGUUGUGAUUGUACUUUUCAACAACUUUUGGAAUUCUCUACGUACUCAUUCUUCGAAAUUUUCCCAUUUUGUUUAUUAGUCUUCUUCGUAAUUGUUUCGCGCUCGGUUCCUGGGAAUAAACUAUCAGAUCGGUUUAGCAACGCCGUAACGGCUGCACCUUGGCUCAUUCGAUGAUGCGAAAACUCCAGCCACUGUCUUCAUCUUCAACAGUAUCCCAAGGAAUGCCCGGUUACUCGAAAAUAACUUUCGCAAGGACUUCGCCAGCGAGGAUAGACAAUGAUAGUCAGUCUAAUCUUCGUUUCGUUAUUGACCAAAGAACUCCGUUCCACUGUACAAAGAAGCUGUCCGCGAAGGUGAACAAAGGUAUUGAAUGUUUUUGAACAACUGAAUCGUACGUAAAUGUUGACAGUGCUGAUUUUGAGUUCUUUCAGCAACACUCUACAGGUUUUAUGGGGAAAAAAUUCUGCAUGGAAAAAGGAAAAAAGAAUUCUGCAUUUUCCCAUAAAUCUCCGAAAUUUUAAAUUACAAGGCGCAGUUAACGGCAUUUCUCUCUCUUCCUGGCAGGAUGCAAAUCAGGCUGAUUGUCCGAAUUUUAUUGCAGGGGUUGUAGAUGUGGAAGAUGAUUCCGAUGCAGAACUGGAACGAACGGUUUCCUCCAAGCGGAGAAUGAGAAUAAAGGCACAAGCGAUUCAUAGGAGUACCGUGAUACUCGACAAUGAUUCUGACUCUGAUGGCAGUAAUGGCGUCAUUCAAAAGGAUCCAGAUAGGCGUGCCACCAGAGCGAAUAUCCGCUCAGCCACAAUCCAGUUCAGCCAAGUUUGUAGUAGUUCAGAUGACGAAGCCAAAGUAAAGCAUGUGGAUGAUAAAAAAACUACGUUUACUAAUCGGACUGUCAGUAAUUCUAAGAAACGGAAGCGAAAUCACUCGGUUGGUAGUAGUAAGAAGCAGCCGAGAAAGAGUACGGACGGUGGCCACCAUACAAAAGCAGUGGUAAAGAAGAAAGGUUCAUUGUUGUUGCCGAAAGGGUGUUUGCUAAAUCCGUUCGAGCAGGACAAUGGUGACUGUACAUUGGAUAUGGAGCCAGUUCCUGAAGUUGAAAGCUUCACGCAAGAUGGGAACAGUGGCUUUUCUCAGCCGUCAUGCAUUUCAAAUUCAUCCAUGAUCACAUUGACAGCCGCCGAUUGGGAUUUGGAAAGUAGCGCCAGUUGUUCCAAGGGUCCCAAAAGACAGCCGCGGGGCAGAGAAGCGAAACCCGCUGUCGAUGGUUUAGUCGCUCGGCUAAGAACUCUUCGGAGAACGGAUCAGGCUGAUCAAGCGUUUUGGGAGAAGAAACAAAUGUUACCCCAUCCACCCAAACCUGCUGAAAGUUUUGACGACGGAUUACCAUCUCGGCUCCAUUUUUGCUACAAUAGAAUUCUUCGAAGCGAUCGUCAUUUGAUGGAGAUUGAAUGCCAGAUUCUCUGGGGAAAUGCAGGCGACUUUUCGAACACUAUGGAUGCAGCGGCACCUGGGCCAAGAUGGGUGAAAAUAAUCUUAAACAAAACGGAAUACGAUAGGCUGGGUUUCCAGCACGGUGGAACUUAUGAGCUGUUCAGGCCAUGGAUAAGAUUCAAUGAUGUUUCUGAUGAGUGUCCAGUUCUGUUCUGCCCGCACUAUUUUAGAAAGUUGAAUGACAGUAAAUGAAAUAUUUUAUACCAGUGAUAAUUCAAAGAUGUGUGGGACAUUGGACAACUACAGUCUUUUUUGAUAGUCUUUUUUUUGGAUAACAACAGUCUUUUUUUUCUUUUUUUUUGAGAGUCCUCAAACUGCUGUGAUGGCUAAAACCGCGCUAGGAUACGAAAAUACCGUCAUCGUCAUUUUGUUGCUUUACUUUUAUCUUCCCGCUGAUUUCUGGUGUGUACUGUACUUUUAUGAUGUGGUGCUUGAUAAGCUUAAAAUCGAACUGUUACCGAUAUGAUCAGUGAUUAAAUUUUUUGG
Paramacrobiotus metropolitanus is the source of this 2796-nucleotide messenger RNA. RefSeq lists its product as uncharacterized. NCBI's taxonomy places the organism in Eukaryota, Metazoa, Tardigrada, Eutardigrada, Parachela, Macrobiotidae. Bases 1219 to 2502 code for a protein of 427 amino acids. The record is from RefSeq and is a predicted model, not a curated record. The transcript is spliced from 8 exons.